GGGGUUUUGCAGUCUCCUGAUUUCCUCUUGCUCCCAAGGAGCCAGCCUGGGCAAUCUCCUUUGUAGUUUCAGAAGCAAGUCUGUUGCCCUGAAGGUCCCGUUCUGAGCCUCUGAGCCGUGGAGUCUAAAGGUAACCACUUGUUUUUCCUUUCAAAGAUCUGCCCCAAGGAUAGCCUGGAAAGCCUGAUUGGUAGGAUUCCUUCAGGGGCUCAGCCCAAAGCGCUUCCUCCCAUCCCCUCACCAACUUCAAAACCAAACCUUGCCAAGAACCUCUGGAGGAAAACCUGCUUGAUUCCAUCAUUUCACACAAAUGGCUAAUCCUGGAGGAGGUGCUGUUUGCAAUGGGAAUCUGCACAAUCACGGGAAACAGAGCGACAGCUCAUCUAGUGGAAACUGCGUGAAGAAUGGGAUCGUGAAAGAAGCCCAGCAAAAUGGGAGGCCGCAUUUUCAUGAUAAGCCAAUUGUUGAAUCCUUUGAGGAAGCACCUCUUCACGUUAUGGUUUUCACUUACUUGGGAUACGGACUUGGAACCCUAUUUGGCUAUCUCAGAGACUUUUUGAGGAGCUGCGGGAUAGAAAAGUGUAACGCAGCCAUAGAGCGAGAAGAACAAAAAGAUUUUGUGCCGCUUUAUCAAAACUUUGAGAAUUUUUACACGCGGAACCUGUACAUGAGAAUCCGAGACAGCUGGAACCGGCCCAUCUGCAGUGCCCCGGGGUCUCGGUUUGAUGUGAUGGAGAGGGUGUCGGAUGACUACAACUGGACAUUUAGGUUCACUGGAAGAAUCAUCAAAGAUGUCAUCAACAUGGGCUCGUAUAACUUCCUUGGCCUGGCUUCCAGUUACGACGAAUCUAUGAGGACAGUGAAGGAUGUUUUAGAGGAGUAUGGCUUAGGUGUGGCCAGCACCAGACAUGAAAUGGGAACCUUGGAUAAGCAUGAAGAAUUGGAGAACCUUGUAGCUAAGUUCCUGAAUGUAGAAGCAGCUAUGGUCUUUGGGAUGGGAUUUGCAACUAACUCAAUGAAUAUCCCUGCACUAGUCGGAAAGGGAUGCCUCAUUUUAAGCGAUGAGUUAAACCAUGCAUCUCUUGUACUCGGGGCCCGACUUUCAGGUGCAACCAUAAGGAUCUUCAAACACAACAACAUGCAAAGCCUAGAGAAGCUCCUGAGAGAUGCUGUAAUCUAUGGCCAGCCUCGAAUCCGCAGAGCGUGGAAAAAGAUUCUCAUCCUAGUGGAGGGCAUUUACAGCAUGGAAGGUUCCAUCCUGCAUCUGCCCCAGAUCGUGGCUCUAAAGAAGAAAUACAAGGCUUACCUCUACAUAGAUGAAGCUCACAGUAUUGGGUCCGUGGGCCCAACCGGCCGGGGUGUUGUCGAAUUCUUUGGACUGGACCCUCGAGAUGUUGAUGUGCUUAUGGGCACGUUCACCAAAAGCUUUGGAGCUGCGGGGGGUUACGUAGCUGGAAGGAAGGGUAGCAACAGAAAACAAGCAGGGACAACUGGAUCAAUCAACACCCUCCUUCUUGGGUUGCAGAGAGUACGGCAACUUGCCAAAAACACAAGAUACUUCAGACAGAGACUGAAUGAGAUGGGAUUCAUUAUCUAUGGCAAUGAGGAGUCUCCCGUCAUUCCCCUGCUCCUUUACAUGCCUGCUAAAGUAGCGGCUUUUGCAAGGCAUCUAUUAAAUAGAAAAAUUGGGGUUGUGGUCGUUGGAUUUCCAGCCACUCCCCUCGCAGAAGCUCGGGCUCGGUUUUGUGUUUCAGCGGCACAUACCCGGGAGAUGCUAGACACGGUUUUGGAAAACCUGGAUGAAAUGGGUGAUCUCCUGCAACUGAAGUAUUCUCGACACAGGAAGUCAGCGCGCCCUGAACUCUACGACGAGACAAGCUUUGAACUGGACGAUUAAGUUUCCUGGUCCUGAAUUGCACCUAAAGGCUUUGCCAGAAAGACCCUCCCCCUUUGUGCCUCAAAAGAAAUAUAAAUGGAUUUCUCCCCCCUUUCUAAGGACAAUUUUGGUUUCCAAACCAGCUUAAUUGAACUGAAGGAAAUGUGUUUUUAAAAAUGUCUCCAACUCGGGAUUGCAGAGACAAAAAUAAGGUUCCAGAUUUUAACUUUCUCCUCCCCAGUAUCCUGCUACAAAUACACACACACACACACACACACACUUCCUAGAACAUUUUUAAUGGCAAUGAGCCUGUGUUUUAGCUGCUACUGUGCAGACUCUUUGGUCCAGACUCUUUCAGGCAUUCCAACCAAAUGAGAGGGUUUUGGUUUUUAAUUCAGUAGAUCUCACUAUGUGUGUACUUAUUUCAUCUGCAGAUGUGAGCAAGGGUGGUGGGCAGUAGCUGACCUCCUUGUUUCACCCAUGAAUGGCCCAGCUAGAACUCCUCUGUAACAUGGGGAGCUCCAGGCAGGAGGGUAAAGAAAUGUUGCUUCUACCAUUUGCCACAUUUGGACUUUUUCCAAGGACGAGUGUCAAAAGCCAUAGUUAAUGUUUGAAGGGAGAGAGCAGGACUGGCCAGCAUCGACUCGAGACGUCUUUGAAGGAAACUUUCCUUUUCCUCUUGCUGGUCUCCUACAGUUUUACAGCUGAGCUUUUGAGGUUUGGAAAAUUCAAGACUUUUGUUUCAUAAGGAAGGGGGCAGAAAGCAAACACAAGCCAAUUGUAGGCUUAGACUCAAACUGUAAUGUUAUAAUAACUGGAAGGUUGUCAGUGCCAUGCGGAGUGAAUGUUUAGCUUGCAUACAUAACCCUUGUUACUUUAAGGAAUGAGUUGUCAUUUUCCUAUUAAAUUUUGAGUAAAUG
Molecule: messenger RNA, 2796 nt
Organism: Ailuropoda melanoleuca (giant panda)
Lineage: Eukaryota; Metazoa; Chordata; Mammalia; Carnivora; Ursidae
Gene: SPTLC3
Product: serine palmitoyltransferase long chain base subunit 3
Biological process (GO): sphingosine biosynthetic process; ceramide biosynthetic process
Cellular component (GO): serine palmitoyltransferase complex
Molecular function (GO): pyridoxal phosphate binding; serine C-palmitoyltransferase activity
Source: RefSeq, a predicted model, not a curated record